AAAGACGUCAGAGGGAGAAUUGAAUCCACAAGUGGAAGAACUUGGUCAUGGAGGAAGGAGAACGCUGCGCUCGAAGACGCCAGAGGAUUUGGAUCGAGGAAGGAAUCUGGAAAGUGACGACGGCAAAGUUGGCAGCUCCAGGAUCUCCGAAACCACCUCGGUUUGUCGCCAUGUCAAGAAGGAGAGGCCGCGUGCUGACUAAGUUGUUGUCAGAGAGAAAGAAAGUUUGGCUGCUUGAAGGACCAAAGUAAAGAAUGACCUCAAAUAAUCCUCCAGCUGACUCAGUUCGAGAUUAGGGGAAGUUUAGCUGAUUGAUUGGUUAAUUUCGGCCGAUUAGUCUGUGCAAUAUUGUGUACUGUAC
Molecule: messenger RNA, 361 nt
Organism: Linum tenue
Lineage: Eukaryota; Viridiplantae; Streptophyta; Magnoliopsida; Malpighiales; Linaceae
Source: the annotation of a GenBank genome assembly